UGACGUUACGUCAAACACCGCGACGUUACGUCAAGCGGCUGUCAGCUUGCCGACCGCCUCGCGUGGCAACCGUUUCCUGUUCUUUUACGAAGAGUCUUCGUCGACGCACGUCGUGUUUGCGGGUGUUCAGUGAGUGAGCUGCCAAAGUUCAAGUUCCAAACAUGGUCCGUAUCAGCGUGCUGGCCGAUGCCCUCAAGUGCAUCAACAAUGCGGAAAAGCGUGGCAAGCGCCAGGUGCUUCUCCGACCCAACUCGAAGGUCGUCGUCAGGUUCCUGACCGUCAUGAUGAAGCACGGCUACAUCGGCGAGUUUGAAAUUGUGGACGAUCAUCGCAGCGGCAAGGUGGUGGUCAACCUGACCGGCCGCCUGAACAAGGCCGGUAUCAUCUCGCCCCGUUUCGACGUCAAGCUAGAAGAUAUCGAACGGUGGACGAACAAUCUGCUGCCCUCCCGUCAGUUUGGCUACGUUGUCCUGACUACCAGCGGUGGUAUUAUGGAUCACGAGGAAGCCAGGAGGAAGCAUCUCGGAGGCAAGAUUCUGGGAUAUUUCUUCUAAUCGCGUACAGACACACACACACAUCUGCAGCGCCUUACAACAACAAACAAAACUGCGGUGGGAACAACACAGCGGUGCGCGGACCUCAUGGAGCAAUAGCAAAAAGGAAGAAUAAAAACACAAACAACGUGGAAAAUACUUUUUCACCGUUUCCAAUAGUUGUGAUUGUUGAAAGUGUUCAGAAAGUGCAAGUAGUUUUCUGAACGUAUUGCUAUACCCAUUUUUUGCUGCAGUUAGUAUAAGGAGAAACAAGUGACUUGAACCGUGUGCGGUUAAGCGGAACCGGAAAUAUAGAGAAGCGCAUUGUACCUACCAUAA
Molecule: messenger RNA, 872 nt
Organism: Anopheles stephensi (Asian malaria mosquito)
Lineage: Eukaryota; Metazoa; Arthropoda; Insecta; Diptera; Culicidae
Product: 40S ribosomal protein S15Aa
Exons: 3
Coding region: 162-554 (130 amino acids)
Biological process (GO): translation
Cellular component (GO): ribosome; cytosolic small ribosomal subunit
Molecular function (GO): structural constituent of ribosome
Source: RefSeq, a predicted model, not a curated record